Molecule: messenger RNA, 459 nt
Organism: Aspergillus nidulans FGSC A4
Lineage: Eukaryota; Fungi; Ascomycota; Eurotiomycetes; Eurotiales; Aspergillaceae
Product: DUF167 domain-containing protein
Exons: 2
Coding region: 1-393 (130 amino acids)
Source: RefSeq, a predicted model, not a curated record
AUGCCACCAUCUUCCAUGCUCCGCCUCGUCCGAAUCGCUAGCAAAACCUCCCGCAACAAAUCUCAGAAGCUCGCCAACAGAUACAACCUACAUAUAUCGUGCAGAGUGAAGCCGAACGCGUCCGGCGGCCGAGAGGGCAUCACCGCAGUAGGAAACGAGACAGUCGAUGUAUGUGUAGCUGCCGUUCCUAGGGACGGAGAGGCAAAUCUAGCUGUAUCUCAGGUCUUUGCAAAGGUGUUCAAUGUCGCAAAAUCCGACGUCGGAGUCAUCCACGGUCUGAAGUCUCGCGACAAAGUUCUCUGCAUCUUCAAUUUAGAUAUUGGAACAGAGACUGAGGAGAGAUUCCUCGAAAGAGCUGGUAAACGGCUGCAAGACGCCGUGAUCAAGAAAUAAAGCAGCGGCGGGUGCUAGGAUCGGUAUCUAGCUAGUCCUGGACUCCGCGGAGCCUUGUGCGGAAAU